This is a messenger RNA of Lottia gigantea (owl limpet), 927 nucleotides long. RefSeq lists its product as hypothetical. The transcript has a single exon. NCBI's taxonomy places the organism in Eukaryota, Metazoa, Mollusca, Gastropoda, Lottiidae. The record is from RefSeq and is a predicted model, not a curated record. The annotation marks the transcript as partial.
ACUAAACCUUUCAAUCUAUCUUUUCUUACAAACAAACCAACCAAACCUUUCAAUCUAUCUUUUCUUACAAACAAACCAACUAAACCUUUCAAUCUAUCUUUUCUUACAGACAAACCAACUAAACCUUUCAAUCUAUCUUUUCUUACAGACAAACCAACAAAGCCUUUCAAUCUAUCUUUUCUUACAAACAAACCAACUAAACCUUUCAAUCUAUCUUUUCUUACAGACAAACCAACUAAACCUUUCAAUCUUUCUUUUCUUACAAACAAACCAACUAAACCUUUCAAUCUAUCUUUUCUUACAGACAAACCAACUAAACCUUUCAAUCUAUCUUUUCUUACAAACAAACCAACUAAACCUUUCAAUCUAUCUUUUCUUACAAACAAACCAACUAAACCUUUCAAUCUAUCUUUUCUUACAGACAAACCAACUAAACCUUUCAAUCUAUCUUUUCUUACAGACAAACCAACCAAACCUUUCAAUCUAUCUUUUCUUACAAACAAAACAACUAAACCUUUCAAUCUAUCUUUUCUUACAGACAAACCAACUAAACCUUUCAAUCUUUCUUUUCUUACAAACAAACUAACAAAACCUUUCAAUCUAUCUUUUCUUACAGACAAACCAACUAAACCUUUCAAUCUAUCUUUUCUUACAGACAAACCAACUAAACCUUUCAAUCUAUCUUUUCUUACAGACAAACCAACUAAACCUUUCAAUCUAUCUUUUCUUACAAACAAACCAACUAAACCUUUCAAUCUAUCUUUUCUUACAAACAAACCAACUAAACCUUUCAAUCUAUCUUUUCUCACAGACAAACCAACUAAACCUUUCAAUCUAUCUUUUCUUACAGACAAACCAACUAAACCUUUCAAUCUUUCUUUUCUUACAAACAAGUACAAGAGCUACUAUAAACCUGAGCUACUAUAA